Messenger RNA from Papilio machaon (common yellow swallowtail), 1989 nucleotides. RefSeq names its product luciferin 4-monooxygenase. Gene Ontology annotation, molecular function: long-chain fatty acid-CoA ligase activity. The record is from RefSeq and is a predicted model, not a curated record. Gene Ontology annotation, biological process: long-chain fatty acid metabolic process; fatty-acyl-CoA biosynthetic process. Lineage: Eukaryota; Metazoa; Arthropoda; Insecta; Lepidoptera; Papilionidae. The coding region runs from base 80 to 1732 and encodes 550 amino acids. The transcript is spliced from 12 exons.
UAACAACUUCUCAGAUACGUCACUUAUGUUCAAUAUAGAAUCAGUGUUUGUUUUAAACGGAAAGUACAAAUAAAUAAAAAUGUCUUUGCCGAAGCGUAUGAAUGAUUCAGUGCAUUGGUUUAUGAACGAUCUUACAAGUCGUAUCAUUGCACAAAGUGGAAUACCAAGUGAUAGAUUUCACCUCGGCAAACUGAUAUUUCAAAGUCUAAAAGAUGACCCGGAAUUCCUACUACAGAUUGAUGGAUCUACAGGUGAAUCUGAGACCAACGGGUCGGUGUUAAAACGAUCAAUUCAGUGUGCCAUUGCUCUGAAGAAUCUUGGCUUAAAGCGGGAUGACAUCAUUGUAAUAAUGGCACCCAACCACAUCCAUAUAACGAUACCUUUCUACGCAUCUUUGUAUAUCGGAGUUGGAACUUCUGCACUUGAUCAAACUUUGGGACCUAACGAACUGAAGGAAUGUUUUAAAGUGAGCAGACCGAAAGUAAUAUUUUGUCAAAGUGAAAAAGCGACUGACGCACAACUGGCUCUUAAUAAAUUGGAUCACAAUGCGCAUAUCAUUACGUUUGACAAGGGAGAUUAUCACUUUAAUUAUGAAGAGUUUCUUCGGAAAUAUGGAGAUGAUUCGGCUUUUGAUGAAUAUAAACCAUCAGACUUCGAUCCAGAGACGACAAUAGCUUUGCUCGUUGCCACAAGUGGAACAACGGGUCUACCUAAAUCGGCUGCAGUAACUCACAAGAAUUUAGCUAUAACAAACCCGUACACAUGGAUAAAGGAAUCCAAUUUCCCAAGUCCGACGCGCCUGGCGUUGAUUUGUUCGCCCAUGCAAUGGAUGACUGCAAUCAUCAACUUCGUACUUUCACCGAUACUAAGGUACACCAGACUUCAGAGCACUGAGUCUAUUACGCCGGACCACGCCGCCUAUCUCAUUCAAAAAUACCGACCCACUUUCACGAUCAUGAGUCCAACACUCAUGACAACCCUGCUUAAAAAUGGCAUAGCUAAAAAUUGUGACAUGUCAUGUUUCGAACUAAUUUAUUUAGGCGGCAGCGCUGUGUCACGGGAACUUCUUGAGGAUUUAAAGCAAAUCAUGCCCAGUACAGAAGUCCUGAACAUAUUUGGCAUGACUGAACUAUCUAGUAUCGCAUUCAUGCAAGACAAUGGACCGAUAGAGUCAUGCGGGAAGCCUAUUGGCUGCUUGCAAUAUCGGAUAGUAAAUCCAGACACGAAGAAAGACAUUGUAGAACCAAAUGUAUCGGGAGAAUUAUGGGUGAAAGGCCCAGGUAUUUUUAAGGAAUAUUACAAAAAUCCACAAGCAACGCGUGAAACAUUCGCAGAAGAUCGUUGGUUUAAAACAGGAGAUAUUUUCUACAGAGACGAGCAUUAUAAUUACUACUACGUUGAACGAAUAAAGUUGUUGUUGAAAUAUAGGAGUCAUCAGAUUUCACCGUUAGAAUUAGAGAGCGUAAUACGGCAACAUCCAGGGGUUCAAGACGUGGCAGUCGCAGGUAUACCUGAUGCAGAAUGCGGAGAGUUGCCAGUCGCUUGCGUUGUUGUACGCACAGGGCACACAGUUACAGCUCAAGAAAUAAAGGACUUGGUUAAAGAUAACUUAACGGAUACUAAACAAUUAAGAGGCGGAGUGAUAUUCCUCAAUGAAAUACCAAUGACGGCAACUACGAAAAUUCACAGAAGAAAGUUAAAGGAAUUGGUUCUUACUAUGGUAAAAGAAUAACAUGUAAAAGUGAGUUUCCACUGCUGAAAUAGUUGUAUAAAAACAGUGGGCCUAACACCUUAUAUUGCCACAAAUAUUCAUGCUAGGGCCUAGCACGAAUAUUGACUGAUGAUACUAAAAUUAAUAAGCGUUAACCGCCGCUAGGAUGAAUGAUAUCCAACUCGAAGGACCACAUAUUAAAUAUUUUUGUAUUUAUUCACGAUAUUGCAAUUAUUUUGGUAUUUCUUCACGAACAAUAAUCUUUAUAGUUUUAAGUU